Molecule: messenger RNA, 2319 nt
Organism: Entrophospora sp. SA101
Lineage: Eukaryota; Fungi; Glomeromycota; Glomeromycetes; Entrophosporales; Entrophosporaceae
Source: the annotation of a GenBank genome assembly
AUGAUACCAACACCAAAUCUAGAUCAUAUAACAAGCAAUGAUUAUAAUUAUGUAUAUGAACCAGCAGAGGAUACCUUUUUAUUCCUUGAUGCAUUAGAAAAUGAACAAAAUUUCUUAAGAAGUAUUUUAAAACCUUGCAUUUGUUUGGAAAUUGGAUCAGGUUCAGGAUGUAUUUCUACAUUUCUAGGAAUGUUAAUUGAUAAAAAUACAUCUUUGUUAUUAUGCACAGACAUCAACCCAUAUGCAACUUCAAUAACGGUUAAAACUGGACACCAAAAUCUUAUACAAUUAGAUGCAAUCACAACAAACUUAACAUCAGGACUUUUACCAAGACUUAAACACUCAAUUGAUUUAUUAUGUUUUAAUCCGCCGUAUGUUGUUACUGAUUCUGAAGAAUUAAAUUCAAAUAAUAAUAAUAUUCUUGACAAAUCUUGGGCUGGCGGAAUUAAUGGAAGAGAAGUAAUUGAUCAGAUGUUGAUAUUAGUUGAUCAUAAUAUUAAAUCAAAACCCAAACCAAAACCUCAUCCACUUAUACUCGACCCCAGAAGCAAUGUAAACGAGCCAAUCAACAAUUCAUUCCCAAAUUUUUUCAUACCUAUUUCUCCCUCUGUACGUAAAGCAAUAUCUCCAGACAUGAGACAGUCAUGGAUAUUAAAUAGCCCUAUCACAAAUUCUGAGGCAGAAGAAACAUUAAUACAACCAACUCCAAUACUUGAAAACAAAAUGCCAACUGCCAACAUAAGUAGUAAUAAUGGUAUUAAUGGCAUCAAAUCAUCAGAAAGAAGUGAAAGGUUAAUUGAUAUUUCCUUGUCGUCAUCAUUACCAUCGACAAUCAAUGAAAUAAGCGGUUCCGAUCCUCAAUUACUAGAUAAUUAUAAUUUAACAUUAUCGCCUACUUUAACAGGUUCAAGUAGACCGGUUUCGAGUGUUUCUUCGGCUACAAAUGUAGACAACGAAUAUGAUGCUUUAUCGGACUCGUCUCAUUCCUUGUCAUCUUCAUUUUCGGCUUCCAUACUUACAAGUCAUCGUGAUAGUCUGUGUGACACUGCAUCAAGCCUAAGUGCAUCACCUUGUCAAAGUGAAUUUAACUAUAAAAAUCAUAAAAGGAAAUCACUCGAUUUCCACAAUCCUUCACAACAACACAUCAACAAUAAUACCAAUCUUCCCGAUCAUCAUCAUCGAUUUUCAGUACCAACAGUGACCAACGAAUCUGUAUCAAACAAUCCCACAAAUCGAUAUUAUCCCACGUCACGUCGUGCAUCUAUGCCUAUUAUUCAUAACAACGAUUCUAGCACUAUCUCAACUUUAUCAAAAUUUCAAUUCAACGAAAAAAUAUCUCGCGCCUCGAUCAGAAUGAGUAUUAAUGAUAUUAUGCAAAAAAGAUUGCAUAUUGCAUUGGAAAUUUUAACUACUGAACGCCAUUACGUUGAAUGUUUGUUACUUGUUCAAAAGUUAUUCCUUAAUCCACUACUUAAAUCUCUUUCUACACUAAAUCCAAUUCUAAGUAAAAAAACAAUAAACAAAAUAUUUGCAAAUAUGUUGGACUUGAUAAGUGUAAAUUCUGAAUUGCUUAAAAGAUUGGAGGAGAGGGUUUUUGGAUCAUUGGAGGGGAAUACAGAUGAUGAUGAAUUUUGGAAUCCGGAGGAUGGUUGUUUAGGAGACAUUUUCCUUAAUAUGGCGCCAUUUUUCAAGAUGUAUUCUAUUUAUGUAAAAAAUUUUAAUUCGGCACUUGCAGUAAUUGAUGCAGAAUUAAGGGAUAAUCCAAAUUUUACUGCUUUUUUAAGAGAUGUGAUUAAAACAGGACAAUGUAAAGGUCUUACUUUGCAAGCAUAUUUAAUAAUGCCAGUUCAACGAAUCCCUAGAUAUAAAUUACUAUUAGAGGAUUUGCUAAAGAAAACACCUGAUUCGCAUUCUGAUUAUCUUAAUCUAAAGAAAGCUUAUCAUGUUAUUGAAAAUGUUGCAACUUUUGUUAAUGAAACAAUUCGUCAACAUGAAAUGUUUAUAGCUAUGUUGGAAAUUCAAAGAUUUCUAACUGGAUUUGAUGAAGCAGUUUUAAUACCUGGUAGAACUUUCAUUAAAAGAGGAAGGGUGAAAAAGAUAUGCCGGAAAAAUCAUCAAGAGCGCGAAUUUUUUUUAUUUUCUGAUAUUUUGAUUUAUGCAAGGAUCAAAAGUAUCCCAUCAAAAACAUCCACCACAAUAUGUUUAUUUGUUAAUACUCUGUCACAAGUUUUACCGCACAAAGCGGAAUCUUCACGUUUAAAUAGAAGAGGGGAAUUGAAAGAAAAAAAGAGACGGUUUCAACCUACUCUUGAGAAGUAG